UUGGCAAAGUUAUCCAUUUUGCUUCAUCACCGGAGCAGCUGAUUUGGAUCAGGGUCGCAGAAGAUUAAAAAAGGCCCAAGUAACUCUCAACUGUGAGACAACCGAUGGUGAAAAUGAUCGAAAGGGGGGGAGGUCCGAAACUUCCUCGAAAGCAAAAAUUUCAGCAAAACCCUUAACUGCAUCAAAGUCUCAACUAAACAACAUCUUUAGUACUAAAAUCCCGAUUCCACCUAGAAAUCAAACUCCAAAGUCUGGUAUACAAGCAAAACCAAAGACAAGAUUUCAAAGCAUUUACCAGAGUGGAUCUGACUCUGAAGACGAAAAUCAUGAUUGUCUUAUAGCUAAUCCUGAGGAGAUUCGAGCCUCAAAGGCUCAAAAUAAUUCUGGCUUUUUGCAAAUGUCGAGUAAAUCGCGAUCUGUACCAACAGGUGCAUGUUUAUCAUUUAAACAGCGGUCAAGGAAGAAUAUUACUUUGCUUAAAGACGUCGAAACUGAUGAAUCUGAGAGCAAUGAUUCCUCCGAUGGAAUUCUGCAGUCACCUACAAAAUCGAUGGACUCAGCGAGAAAUACAAGAAAAGAACUUCAUUUGACACCUCCUUCACCACUAGUCCAUAACGCUUCAGGUAACCGAAAAAGGCGUGCAUCGUCUACUACACGCGCUGAAGACGGAUUGAAUUCGAUUGUGAGCCCAGGAACUCCAAAAACUUCACGAUCAAUGAUGGUACCCCCUGCUAAGAUGCCAAAAAUGCUGGGACCACAAAACCAGUUGUCAUCUAGUCAUUAUGCUGAUAAUGAACGUCGAAUCCUGAACUCCCUUCGAGAUUACUUUGAUCAGCAAUUAGAUGAAAAGCUCGAAAAUUUAAGACGCAGGAUGGCUUACGAUUUAAAGCAGUCUAUGAAUGAGCUCAAGACCACAAUCAUUGGCACUAAUCUAGCCCCAGCUUCUGGUCCUAGCUUGCUUGAAAUACAGAAGCAGAUGUCUACGCCACUACCAUUUGAAAUGGAUGAUAAGUUCCAGGAAUACGAAGCGAUAUUGACAACGGACCCAAAUCUCGUAGAAACACUGCGAUUAUUCAUGAGAGUUUUGAUAAGCAAUAAAAAAGAGAUGAAAAUAUGUGUUUCCACUAUCCUAUCUGCGGUUCUGAGGAAGACAGUGUCACUGCACUAUUCUGGUUACGGAAAGGAAGCUGGCGGAAAGAAAAAGAAAAAUUUUUAUAACACUACAGUAUGCAAAGUACUGAUUGAUGUGAUAAUUGAGGUAAUAGGAUCCAGCACUGAUGAGAAGAAGAUAAUGUCAGAAGUAAGUACUUGGUUGUCACGUUCUGGCGAUCGAGAGGGUGGGCGUAAGGAACGACAACGCGGGUCAAGUCAUCAUAACGAGAAUAAUUCAGUUUGUUCCUUUGAUACCAAUCGAUAAUACUUCAUUUUUCCGGGAUAAAUGGAAUUGUAAAAUCACUGUGUUAAUAUGACUCCAUUAGUUCAUUUUCGUAAUUGUAUUAGUUGUGAUAUUCUUGAUAAAAGGUACGAUUAAUAGGAAAAGUUUAUAUUAUCAAUAUAUUUUUAUCGCGAGGCGUUUCAUUGGGCAGAAUAUAUAUUAAUAUAUGAAUAUUGUUUAGUAUUCGGCUGUCAUUGAAGUAUUAAUUAUAUUUAUUAUAUUUCUCCUGGCGAGGUCG
Molecule: messenger RNA, 1673 nt
Organism: Diachasmimorpha longicaudata
Lineage: Eukaryota; Metazoa; Arthropoda; Insecta; Hymenoptera; Braconidae
Exons: 6
Coding region: 398-1417 (339 amino acids)
Source: RefSeq, a predicted model, not a curated record